AGCCAGGCGGUACCUACCGGUAUGUAGGGGUGGAGCAACGGGCGGUUCGACAGGUUGGGUUGAGAAGCCAGCGCGUGUGGUCCAUGCUGUAGAACCCCGGUAGGAGUGUGGUGUAGUGACUACGGUGGCGGCGGAGCCCCCGGGGAGAAAGUGUUGGUGUCCUAGGAUCGUGCAGUAAGGAUUUCCGGGGCAGGCGCGAACGGGUGAGUCCAUCUCCGGGAAGGAAGUCGCAGCGCUUCAUAGCGCACUGAAAUCUCCAGGAGCGUUACUGGGAAACCGUGUUGGGAUGUAUUGUGUGUCCUGAAAGGAGCGGGUGGAGGUUGGCACCUCUCGUUCUGUGGGUGUAGAGCCCACCUGGUGAGGGUCUACACCUUUGUGCCACCCUGUGUUGGUGCUGACCUUUUGUUUGCGUACGUGUGGGUGGCACUUACACAUUUGCUUUACACUCUUCUCCUGACUGGUAUACUCUCCAGAAUGCAUGUGUUGGCUUCCGUUUGUUCCACAAAUGCAAGGUUCUUGAAGUGUUAAAAUAACUUUAUGAAAUAGUUGAAAAAGUGGGAUUCUACAUUGCUUCUUGCACUACUAUUCCAGGAGAGCAGUUUGGACUACUGGAAUACAGCUACGCUACAAAGCUGCUGGAAUCAUUUUUGGAGGCACUUUGGUUAUAAAAAUUUUGGGAGUUAUUCCAGACCAACCUGACUGCAUUGGCUGAAGUUUGAUCAACAGAUACCUCAAAGCGUGUAGACGCAUAGUCUCGUAAUGGCGGACCCUAUCAUGGACCUCUUUGAUGAUCCAAAUUUAUUUGGUUUGGAUUCCUUAACUGAUGAUAGUUUUGACCAAAGUCGGGCAAACCCCAUUGAAGAUGUACUAGGGCUUACUGAUGGAUUAGACUCACUGGAACAAACAGCACAGAGUACAGAUGUAUUGGACAGUUCAGCUGGAAAUGAGACUGUGUCUGUGCCCCAAGAUAUCACAAGUGUAUCCCAGCAGUCUGUCACUGUUGAAACACAGCCAGUGGAAUCCCUCUCGAUUCAGGAUUUUAAUGGUGACUCGGCAGCUGCUCAGCAGAGUUUGUCAUCUGUUCAGCUCACCUCGCAGCCACAGGGAACAGUUGAAGUCACUGCAGAACAACAAGUUCUGAGUCAGAGCAACCCUUUCAUGGGGGUUUCUGCCAAUAUAAACAGCAUUCCAACACAGAACUCUGCUGCUAGCAUGCCUGUGCAAAAGCAACCUAAAAUUAUUAUCCUGCGUACUCCAGCCACAACCUCUGUUUCAGGUGGGACAUUAUUGCAGAGUCAGGCUGGACAACAGUCCAUACUGACCAUUCCAGCACAAGGACCGAUACCUGCUACUGGUGUGACUCAGGUGGCAACCACGAGUGGACAAAUGGCAUUCACCAAAGUAUUAACUGGCGUGCCACUGAGACCUGGUAUGUCUAUAGUUUCUGGUAAUACUGUAUUGGCAACAAAAGUAGCAGGACAAGGUGGUGUCCAAAGGAUUAUCCAACCAAGUGGACAAACAAAACAAGUUGUUCUUCAACCAGUCCAGAGCCAGCAAACUCAGGGAAAUGUAACCACUUCUGCUAUUAAACCAGCAGUUACAUUGGCUGCUGCUCCAGGACAGGGAGAGUCCAAACGGAUCACUCUUGUAUUGCAGCAGCCUCAACAAGGAGGUCAACAAGGACAGCGUCACGUUGUACUUGGAAACUUCCCAGGGAAGAUUGUGCUUCAGGGUAACCAGCUGGCUGCCCUCACACAGGCCAAGAAUGCCCAAGGCCAGCCAGCGAAAGUGGUGACUAUACAGCUACAAGUUCAAAAUCCCCAGCAGAAGAUACAGAUAGUUCAGCAGCCUGUGACCACAGCAGCUUCUGGCCCGCCAAUGGUUCAGACACAGGUGAUAGGACAAGCUCAGGGACAACGCCUGUCUGUACCUCUUAAACUAGUCUUACAGCCUCGACACAAUAACACCUGUUGUUGGGAAGAAGAGGAGAAGGAAUCCUUCAUCUGACACGUCUGAUGUCGAACUCACGCCACCUCAGUCUCCCAAGGAGGAGGAAGAAACCGCUAUUCAGAAACGGCGCUCAAACAGGCAGGUGAUUAGAAAGAAAUAUACUGAAGAUCUGGACAUCAAGAUCACGGAUGAUGAGGACGAUGACGUUGACGUCAUUGGACCUGUGAAGGUGGAGCAUCCCGUUAUUGAACACGUGCAGGAAGUGGAUGCCGAAACUGCCCCUUCCAUGCAGUUCUUCAUGGAAAAUCCAAGUGAAGAAGAUGCUGCUAUUGUAGACAAAAUCCUUUCCAUGAGACUAACUCCAAAGGAGAUUUCACCUGGGAAUUAUAUUGAAAUUGAAGAGUUUUAUGUCAAGUACAAAAACUAUUCAUACCUGCAUUGUGAAUGGGCCACCAUAGAACAGUUGGAGAAGGACAAGCGGAUCCAUCAGAAGGUGAAGAGAUUCCGGACUAAGAUGGCACAGAUGCGGCACCUUUUCAAUGAGGAUGAAGAACCUUUUAAUCCAGACUAUGUGGAAGUGGACAGAAUACUGGAAGAAUCUCACAGCAUUGAUAAAGAUAGUGGAGAGACAGUCAUCUAUUACCUUGUUAAAUGGUGCUCUUUGCCAUAUGAAGACAGUACUUGGGAACUAAAGGAGGACGUGGACGAGGCAAAGAUUGAGGAAUUCAAACAGAUCCAGGCCCGGGAGGCUGAACUCAGGAGAGUGGCUCGUCCUGCAGCUAGUUUGUGGAAGAAGUUCGAACUGUCCAGGCAAUACAAGAAUGGAAACGAGUUGAGAGAGUACCAGCUGGAGGGCAUAAACUGGCUUUUGUUUAACUGGUACAACCGACAAAACUGCAUCUUGGCUGAUGAGAUGGGGUUGGGUAAAACAAUCCAGUCCAUUGCUUUCCUACAAGAAGUGUACAGCACAGGUAUCCAUGGUCCAUUUUUGGUAAUCGCUCCACUGUCCACCAUCACAAACUGGGAGCGAGAGUUCAACACCUGGACAGACAUGAACACCAUCCUGUAUCAUGGCAGCUUGGCCAGUCGUCAAAUGAUCCAGCAGUACGAGAUGUAUUGUAAGGACUCCAAGGGUCGUCUGAUCCCAGGGGCCUACAAGUUUGAUGCUCUAAUCACGACUUUUGAAAUGGUGCUGUCGGACUGCCCUGAGCUGCGAGAGAUCGAGUUCAGGUGCGUCAUUAUUGAUGAAGCUCAUCGGCUGAAGAAUAGGAACUGCAAGCUUCUUAGUAGCCUGAAGCAUAUGGACUUGGAGCACAAGGUGCUUUUAACUGGAACACCCCUACAGAACACGGUGGAGGAACUCUUCAGUUUGCUGCACUUCCUGGAGCCCUCUCAGUUCCCUUCUGAGGCAGAGUUCCUGAAGGAAUUUGGAGAUCUCAAGACUGAGGAGCAGGUCCAGAAGCUGCAGGCCAUUUUGAAACCAAUGAUGCUUAGACGGCUGAAAGAGGAUGUGGAGAAGAACCUGGCACCCAAGCAGGAAACAAUCAUUGAGGUGGAACUGACAAACAUACAGAAGAAGUAUUAUCGAGCUAUUCUGGAAAAGAACUUCAGUUUCUUAUCGAAGGGUACUGGACAGGCCAACAUCCCUAAUUUGCUCAAUACCAUGAUGGAGCUGCGGAAAUGUUGCAACCAUCCUUACCUUAUCAAAGGUGCAGAGGAGAAAAUCCUAGCUGAAUGCCGUGAGUCUUGUGGGCAACUACGAGCCGAUUUUCACCUACAGGCCAUGGUGCGCUCUUCUGGUAAACUGGUGCUGAUUGAUAAACUGCUUCCUAAGCUGAAGGCCGGAGGCCAUAAGGUGCUUAUUUUCUCCCAGAUGGUUCGCUGCCUGGAUAUCCUGGAAGACUACCUCAUUCAGAAAAGAUACCUUUAUGAGCGGAUUGAUGGACGUGUACGUGGAAACCUGAGACAGGCUGCCAUUGAUCGUUUCAGUAAGCCUGAUUCAGACCGCUUUGUUUUUCUACUGUGCACUCGAGCUGGAGGGCUUGGCAUCAACCUAACAGCUGCAGACACGUGUAUUAUAUUUGACUCUGACUGGAACCCACAGAAUGACCUUCAGGCCCAGGCUCGCUGCCAUCGCAUUGGACAGAGCAAAGCAGUAAAGGUUUACCGGCUUAUCACCAGGAACUCGUAUGAGAGAGAGAUGUUUGACAAAGCAAGCUUGAAACUGGGCCUAGACAAAGCAGUGCUGCAGUCCAUGAGUGGCCGAGAAAGCAAUGUCAGUGGGAUUCAACAGUUCACUAAGAAAGAAAUUGAAGACUUGCUACGUAAAGGAGCAUACGCUGCUAUUAUGGAUGAAGAUGAUGAGAGCUCCAAGUUCUGUGAGGAGGACAUAGACCAGAUUCUUCAAAGGCGCACGACGACUAUUACAAUAGAAACUGAAGGCAAGGGAUCGACAUUUGCCAAGGCAAGCUUUGUGGCAUCUGAGAAUCGAACAGACAUCUCUCUUGAUGAUCCUAAUUUCUGGCAGAAGUGGGCCAAGAAGGCAGAUCUAGACAUUGACUCCCUCAGCGGCAAGAACAACUUGGUGAUUGACACACCUCGAGUGCGCAAGCAGACCCGCCAGUACAGCACACUGAAGGAUGACCAUCUGGUGGAGUUCUCUGACUUAGAGAGUGAUGAAGAUGAGAGACCCCGCUCCCGCAGACAUGAUCGCCACCAUGGUUAUGGUCGUACUGACUGCUUCCGUGUUGAAAAACAUCUGCUUGUUUAUGGGUGGGGUCGGUGGAAAGAUAUUCUUGCUCAUGGACGGUUCAAGCGGCGAAUGACUGAACGUGAUGUGGAGGCGAUCUGCCGGGCCAUAUUAGUGUAUUGCUUGCUGCACUACAAAGGAGAUGAAAGCAUCAAAGGGUUCAUCUGGGAGCUCAUCACCCCGGGGGAGAAUGGCAAAGCCAAGGAGCUGCAGAACCAUUCAGGUUUGUCCAUCCCUGUCCCAAGAGGUCGGAAAGGGAAGAAAGUGAAGAGCCAGAGUACGUUUGAUAUCCACAAGGCAGACUGGGUCCGCAAGUACAAUCCAGAAACACUGUUUGUUGAUGCCAGCUACAAGAAACACCUCAAGCACCAAUGCAACAAGGUCCUUUUGCGAGUUCGGAUGCUGUACUACCUCAGACAGGAAGUGAUUGGAGACCAGGCACAGAAGGUCCUUAAUGGAGUUCAUGCCAAUGAGAUUGAUAUCUGGUUGCCAGAGGUUGAUCGGUUGGAGGUACCAAGUGACUGGUGGGAUACCACUGCUGAUAAGUCCCUCAUCAUUGGAGUCUUCAAACAUGGUUGACCCAAUGAUGGUGGAUGAAGAGAUGUCAGCAGUGGACAGGGACACAGGUCAGGCCACACAAGUGGCUGGCCAAUUGUGGCCUUCAGCAUCUGCUCUUACAGCCCGCCUUCGUCGUCUUAUCACUGCAUAUCAGCGCAGCUAUAGGAGAGAGCAGAUGAAGAUGGAGGCAGCCGAGAGGGGAGACCAGCGAAGGCGCUGUUUUGAAACUGCUUUCAAGUUGAAAGAGAUUGCAAAGCGAGAGAAGCAGCAAAGGUGGACUUGUCGUGAGGUGGCUAAUUUCUACAGAGUCGUUUCAAACUUUGGAGUGGAGUUCUACCCAGAACGGCAGUGUUUUGACUGGAAUCGAUUCCGUACUUUUGCCCAUUUGGAGAGGAAGACCGAUGAAAGCCUUACCAAAUAUUUCCUUAGCUUCAUGGCUAUGUGUCGCAGGGUAUCUGGGCGACCUCCAGAAGAAGGUGAUGAUGCUACAGAUCCAUCAGUAUUCAUUGACCCAAUCACAGAGGAACGAGCUUCACGGGCGCUGUACAGGAUUGAAUUGAUGCGGAGAGUGAGAGAGCAGGUGUUACUACAUCCACAGCUAGAUGAACGGCUUGCGAUGAGUCAGCCAAGUCCAGAACUACCGGAGUGGUGGGAGUGCCCAAAACAUGACAAGGAAUUGCUCCUAGGGGCUGCAAAACAUGGCAUGAGUCGCACAGACAGCACCAUUAUGCAGGACCCAGACUUCUCCUUCUUGGCAGCUCGAAUGACUUAUAUGCAAAGCAGGCAAGCAGUUUCGCGCAGCUCCACACCGCUUCUCCAGCAGUUGGCUCCAGCCCAAAGGGCUUCACCUCUGACUGUGCAAGUAGACAGCCAUGAGAAAACAAAGACUCUCCCAGACACAGAAGUGAAGCAGGGGACUCUAGCUGUCAGUCUGGAGUCUGACAGACUCAGUGUAAAUAUGCCUUUGAGUAGAACUGAAAUGGCAUUGGACUUUUCCUCCACUCAUAUGAGACCACCAGUUUUCCAGAAACCUAACAGAAGGUCGGGUGAUGACAUGGAUUCAGAGUCUGACAUUGAAAAUUCCUCUUCCUCUUCUACUUCAUCACACAACAGCGAAGAUGACAAAGAGGAAAAGCUGAGCACCACCAGCCUCUCUCACUCCAAGGUGUAUGAUGAAGAGAGUGUGACCUCAUUCACUAUGUCACAAGAUGGGUUCCUGAAUGAGGAUGGAGACCAGACCGUCCUAGAGAUGCUUCAGGAAAGACAGAGAUACUCAGAGUGGCCAAAGGAUCACGUUUUAAUCACACGCUUGGACAAUCUUUGUCAUGUGGUGUUGAUGGGGUGGUGGCCGAAUCGCAGAAUACAGUAUGACGGUGGCAGUGCCCAACCACCAGUGUUCCAGCAUCCACCAGCUGCUGCAGCAGUGUUGAGGCAGGGAGAGUGUCACAUGCUAACAAGCACAGGUGUGGAUGCCUCUGCCCUUGUGCCGGGAAGUGUGGCCCACAUGGAGGAGGAAAAUUCUGCUGCAAUGGCACAGUUUACCAAGUUGAAGAAAAAUCCAUCUGAGAAGGAAUUUACAGUUAAAAUUAAAGAUGAGGAUGGCUUGAAACUCACAUUCCAAAAACACAAGCUUCUCCUGAAUGGGGCCUUGGCUGAAGGGCAAGCAUCAUUAUUCAAGAAGAAGAAGGGGCUGAAGAGGGUCAUGGAGAGUGAAGGGGGAGAAGGUGGCGGAAGCAUGGACGAGGUGUCACUGAGGAGGCUAGAGGCUGAUCUGGAUGCUCACAUUCCUGUUGUAAAUAAAGCUGAUGGUAUGGUGCUAUUGGGAGAAGAAGCACCCAGGAGAGGGGAUCUGGAACGCUGGUUACAGCAACAUCCCAAUUUUGUAGUGGACCCAAGGUUCCUUUUGCUCUCAGAAGACAGACAGAAAAAACGUCAGCGACGAGAUUCGCCCAAGCUGGAACUCCGUCACAUGACUGGACUUGAGCGUGUGCAGAUGGUCAAUGUUCACAGCGGCAGAAAGCUUGGUGGUGCUUACAACCCAUCCCUGAAGGAUCUAAAGGUCUGGUUAGAUGAGAAUCCAGAUUAUGCCGUUUCUCCUGAGUGGGCAGAAAUAGUGAGACACUCGGGUUUGCUUCCUGACUCCAUGUAUAAUCAUAUUUUAUUGGGACCAAUUGGGACAGAAGCAUGCAAGAAACAAGGACAGAAGCGUCAAAAUGAUCCCAUAAAGGUGUUAUCAGAUGUAUCAAGCAGUUUAGCACUAGGUAGCAUAAAUAUAAGCAGCUGUCAUCCUUGUCCACCAAAUCUGCAGUCAUCAGGAUUGGACCACAGUGGCAUGGCCUCCAUGUUACCCAUUACAGGACUCCGCCGUUCUACUGUUCCUCACUUGGACACAAGGAUGUUCUUCCGGUCUGGACUUGGGGUGGGUCUCCCUGGAUUUCCAGAAACGGGAGGCUCCUCAAUGCAGGGUGUGAAGCUGGAAGCACUGGAGCAAGUGGAAAUGGAGGGUGAGGACUUGACUCAGGAUUUUGAUGAUUCAGAGAAAGACUAUUCUCUACAUGCUGAUCCCUUGAUGUCUGUGAACUCUGACUCUGAGGAAGACUGACGCUUCAAUCGGGGAAGAUAGACUCUGUUUGUUGGACUGGUGACAUGUCUAAGGACAUUUUCCUGUACUUCAUUGUUAAGGAAGGGGAUGCUGGGUAGGGGAACAAAACUUCAGCACUGGAAAUGUCCCUGUCACAAAACGCCCCUAAACCAAACCAUAUAGUGGCUACCACACACUGCUUCCGGGUUGGGAAGGGAGAUGCAGACUGAAGUACUUACUGACCCGUUACCCUGUGUGAACCAGGCAAUCCUAUGGAUAUCAAGUCGUUCAGGGCUUGGUCUGCCUGCUGUGGUGGAAAGCCCUGUGGUAUGAAGGUUGCGGGGAUGCACAUACAGAGGAAGAAGGUUUCAUUUUUAUAAGCUUCCUACCCUUAAACCUACUUCCCAGCUCAGAAACAUAAAGGGCUUUUCUAGCUGUAUGGUACUGUGGGUACAAGGAAGUAAUUAAGUUAUUAGUCAAUGAUAGUGUGGGCUUUCCCAAUAUGAAUUACAGUAGCAGCCAAACGUAUGCCUCCCUCUCUACAUAAAAACAAAACCCAGUAGGCAAGCUGCAAGAUGGAUGCCUUCAUUUUUUCCUGCAUCAUGGUGUACCAGUAGUAGAAGAAGUGAAGGGAGAAGUUUUCUUAGGGAAGCAUUUGGAAUGUACAAGCAACUGGGGAGUGUCGCAGCUUCUGGUGUGCAUAGUCGUCAUGAUUUUGUAAUCAACUUUUGCAGGCAGCAGCCUCACCCCAUUAAGUAUCUGUCAGACUUCUAGUGCCACAGUUUUAACACAAGUGUUUGUUGUUUCUGGCUCCUACAAUUAAAUGUCUUGAAUUUUGCCUUGAGUGUUGUAAACAUUAAAUUGCAGCUGCAGUGUGCAAACUGACGUGCAGAGGUUGAAACGAAGAACUUAAUUUGAAUGGACUAAGAAGGAUAAGGAUGUGGGGGUAACUGUCCCCCUGCCUUUUCUUCUAAUAGGUUUCUGCAUGUCAUGUGUGAGAAUUGACAUCCAUGUAGCAGGUGGUGGUUCCUGGUGUUCCAGAGAAUUUGUUAAGGUACCAUAGCAUUCAGGCAGCACGUUGGUUGUGUGUGUUAGAUUGAGAGGUGCACAAGAUGUGUAAUGCUGAUCCUUGACAUAGGGUGAGACUAAUCAAUGUGUCCAAAGGCCAUUAACACAGUAAACAUUUUCUCCUUGAGAAAAGCAUUAUAGUUACAAAAAUGUGCACUUGAGUGUUUGUAAUGCUGUUUGUCUGCUGUGCUUCAGGUCAUCAACAAUGAUUCAUAGAAAUAUAUGUGAAUGCAAGCAUCUGCAGUGUACUGUCAGAGGCAAUGAAUUCCUGUUUCGUAGCAAAAUUUUUUCAGAAGCAGUGAUCAGCUUACUCUACCUGGCAGUUUUAUGGUUUCAGGUUUUUCUGGAAACCAGCCCUUCAUUUUUUUUUUUUUUUGCUUUAAUGUUUCCCUUCUGGUAGUUGGGAUGUUCUCAUUAAUGAUUGUUCGGAUGUGAAGCAUAGCUUAUGUACUGCUACCUGACACAAAACAGUGACUGUAAGUGCCCCACUACCAGCAGUCCAAACAGAAGAAUAAAGUAACACCACGUUCCCAUGUUACAGCUUCAAGCAUUGCUGUUACAGCACAUUCAGACGAUUUUUAUUUUAAUCAAUUUGGUGCUUUUAUGAUACAAUUCAUUUUAUGUUUGAAACUCAAACAGAUGGACCUGAUUCUUCUUAGCUGUAAUAGCAUUUGUGAAGUCCUGGCUGAUGUUCCUGAACUUAUUCUGACCCUUCACCUUGAUAGGGGCAAAUGCUACUCCUAUAUUUAUUAGUAAGGGAGGUGGGUUGGUUGUUUUGUAAUUUUUCUGUAUCACAUGUACCAUGAAAUAACCCCCAGAAGGUGUGCAGGAUGAUAAAGAUGUACAAUAUGAAAUUAA
Protopterus annectens (West African lungfish) is the source of this 9764-nucleotide messenger RNA. RefSeq names its product chromodomain helicase DNA binding protein 8 (gene CHD8). Gene Ontology annotation, molecular function: ATP-dependent chromatin remodeler activity; ATP binding; protein binding. The record is from RefSeq and is a predicted model, not a curated record. Lineage: Eukaryota; Metazoa; Chordata; Ceratodontiformes; Protopteridae.